AUGUCACUACGGGACACUAUGCGUGAAUAUAGAAAGGCCACUUUCACCAUCUUUGCAGGAAUUGGCCUCAUUAUCUUUGGAUUCAUCGUUGGAUUCGUCAGUAUUGCCCUGGGAGUCCUCUUCCUCUACACUCCAAGUGAUUAUUCGUAUUCGUCUUCCAAAUCCGAUUCUGAACUAUUUAAAUGGGCUGUGAGUGCUGGUGCAUUUGGAUUUUGUUGUAUCAUUGCUGGAUAUUCAAUGAUUGGAGGUGGAUGCAGAAUGUGUUUCUCAAGUUGUUCCGAAUGUUGUUCGAAUGGAUGUGGACGAAUGGAUUGUAGUGAUUUUGAGUGUUGUGAUUGUGGGUCAUGUUGCUCAGAUUAUUGUUGGAGUUUGGGAGAAAUGAUGAAGAGUUGUUGUGGAUGUUGUGUUGGAAAGGUAGCAGAGAAUCAAGUUUCGUAUAAUAUGGAUUCGUAUGAGGCGAGUCGUCAGGAACAUACUAUUGUGCAUUUGGUGUAUGAAAAUAAUGAAACGAAGGAGGAAAUUCCAUUGGAAGUUCUUCAAAUGCAACAACAACAAUUAUCAGUGCAACCAAUUCAUGCUGCAGAUGUGAAAAUUCAAAAUCCAAACGUUCCAGCUGAAGAUUCUGAUAAUAAUUAUUCGAAUGAUCAUCAAUAUGGUGGAUUUAGUGGAGUUGUUGCACCACCUAUUCAAGAAGAACCAACUGUUUCUUCUGCAUUUGUGCAAGUUGGCAUAGUUGACCAAGCAAUGGUUGAAUAUCAUAGAUCUGAAUCUAAUAAUGAAGUGAUGGAAAUCAAUGCUCCAACACAAGUUUAA
Messenger RNA from Naegleria gruberi, 813 nucleotides. RefSeq lists its product as uncharacterized. The coding region runs from base 1 to 813 and encodes 270 amino acids. NCBI's taxonomy places the organism in Eukaryota, Heterolobosea, Eutetramitea, Acrasida, Naegleriidae. The record is from RefSeq and is a predicted model, not a curated record. The transcript has a single exon.